Molecule: messenger RNA, 3582 nt
Organism: Hypomesus transpacificus
Lineage: Eukaryota; Metazoa; Chordata; Actinopteri; Osmeriformes; Osmeridae
Gene: wdfy2
Product: WD repeat and FYVE domain containing 2
Exons: 12
Coding region: 207-1409 (400 amino acids)
Molecular function (GO): metal ion binding; protein binding
Source: RefSeq, a predicted model, not a curated record
GUUAUUUCCAUAUCUAUGUUUGAGUGACAAUGUGGGCGUCGUAGGUGAACGUUACUGUCAGCUGACCAGCAACAUCCCUGGCUGUCACAACAUACUUCAUACUGAAUCUGUCUACAUGUGGCUAUGCUAAGAAGAAGCAACCUCAUCACAUCUAUGUGAUUUCGGUGGUAUGUUUUCCAGAGCAAAACCUGCCGAAAGAGGUCUCUAUGGCGGCAGAGAUGCACCCCACACCACAGACUCGGACGCCUGUUCUGCAGAGCAAAAUCGAGGCUUUCCAAGAUGUAGUGAGCACAGCGGUAAUCAUCCCGAAGGAAGACGGGGUUAUCAGCGUUUCGGAGGACAGAACUAUCAGAAUAUGGUUGAAGAGAGACAGUGGCCAGUACUGGCCUAGUGUGUACCAGACAAUGCCAACCUCCUGUUCCUGUAUGUCCUUUAACCCAGAGACCAGGAGGCUGUCGGUGGGACUGGACACAGGAGCCGUGACUGAGUUUGUUCUAUCAGAAGACUAUAACAAGAUGACCCCAGCGAGGACGUACCAGGCCCACCAGGGCAGGGUGACGGUGGUUCUGUUUGUCCUGGAGAUGGAGUGGAUCCUUAGCAUGGGUCAGGACAAGGUCUUCACCUGGCACUGCUCUGAGAGCGGCCAACAGCUGGGCAGCUACAGGACCCCUGCCUGGGUCUCUGGUCUGCAGUUUGACGUGGAGACCAGGCAUGCGUUUGUGGGCGACCAGUCAGGUCAGGUGACCAUCCUGAAGCUGGAGCAGGACAGCUGCAGCCUGGUCACCACCUUCAAAGGACACACAGGCAGUGUGACGGCCUUGUGCUGGGACCCGGUCCAGAGGGUGCUGUUCUCCGGCAGCUCAGACCACUCCAUCAUCAUGUGGGACAUCGGGGGGCGCAAGGGCACUGCCAUCGAGCUGCAGGGCCACCAUGAGAAGGUCCAGGGGUUGUGUUACGCUCCACACACACGCCAGCUGAUCUCCUGCAGCUCUGACGGAGGCAUCGUCAUCUGGAACAUGGACGUGAACCGACAAGAGACUCCAGAGUGGCUGGACAGCGACUCGUGUCAGAAGUGUGAGCAGCCGUUCUUCUGGAACUUCAAGCAGAUGUGGGACAGCAAGAAGAUAGGCCUGCGCCAGCACCACUGCAGGAAGUGUGGGCAGGCCGUGUGUGGGAAGUGCUCCUCCAGACGCUCCACCAUCCCUCUCAUGGGUUUUGAGUUUGAGGUGCGCGUGUGUGACAGCUGCUAUGAGUCCAUCACUGAUGAGGACCGAGCGCCCACCGCCACGUUCCAUGACAGCAAGCACAGCAUCGUCUACCUACACUACGAGCCCACCAGCGGCUGCCUGCUGACCUCUGGGACCGACAGGGUCAUCAAGUUGUGGGACAUGACUCCUGUGGUGUCCUGAAACACGACCAGGCAGGCUGGAGCUAGAACCUUCCGCUCACCAUGAAUCACCUCAUCGAGAGAGAGAGAGAGAGAGAAAGAGAGAGAGGGGGGGAGAGAGAGAGAGGAGCUUGGACACCUACAUAGCUGGGCAGCUUAUUCAAGCUUCUAGGAGCCUCCCUAACAACAACUGAUCAACACUGACUGAACAGAGUCGGAGUCUGCUGGCGUCACGGUGUGAGUCAUGAUAUGGACCGUUCUGUGGUGGUGGCCAGGGGGGGGGGGUGUACUGUUAUUGUCUGCUAGUAUCUUACCACCUGUUCUCUCACAUUUGGUGUCAUUUUGCAUAUCAUAUAUUAACGUGUCUCGCGGUAAACCAACCUUUCUAAAUCAAAUUUUUAUCCAAACAAAUAGUUGGACAUUUGUUGUGCACUUCGGAUCUCUUGUCUUUAUUGAUAAUGUCUCAAAUCUGAAUGAAAGGGAAACUAGCAUAUCCUGAUGACCACUAGUUUGUCUUAAAAGCAUUGAAGAGUCAUAUGGAAGAGUCAUAUGGAAGUGCCUUUUCCUCUUUGGUCCCAUACGACCACAGAGGAUAAAACACACUCAUUAGCUACAGAGUUAUUUCAAAAUGUGGAUAUUGAUUCCAACUAUUUAUUUGAAUAAAAUCAUACUUCUGAUUUUGGAUUGACAUAUACAUAGUUAUGUACUUCAAUGGUGAUUCUACAGUGUGGAUGUUAGGUUGUUAUCCGCUGUACUCUGGGCCAACCACUAGAGAGCAGUGUCUCUGUGUAUCCAGUUUGUUUUUGGGUUAGUGCCAGCUGGCAGAUAGUGGUAUGAAACUGUAAUAAAGGUUACAGUUGACCACACUGGUAAAAAAUAAAAUAUAGUUUCAAAUUCCAGAUUGAAUGCAAAUCAUGUGGAAAAAGUUAGAUUAUUAUUAGCUAGAUUUUGUAUUAUUUUGAUUCAUAGUUUGAAAAUAAUUUGGUUACUCCCUUUUCCUCUACCGUCGACUUCUUUACGAAGGACACAUGGAAAUUUACGUUGGUCCUUGAACGUCAAUUAUCACAGUUUGAAUUCUCAAAGGACAAAAUCAUAUCUAUGCACUUUUUAUCGUUCAACACUUAUUUUGUUGUGUACAAAUGCAGCGUAGACAUACUUACUUUUAAUGGUUUUGAUUGCAUCGUGUGUUUGCAAAUGCUUUUUACUGUGUAGAUAUCAUAGCAGGUGUCUGAAAUGUGUUGAAUGACCUUAUUUAUUGCUGAUAUCUUAGCCUCAGUGUAUGGUGGUUAAUCAUAAUUUAUUGUGUACUGAACAAAUCAAGAUAAUCAUCGAUUUGAGGGUGUGUUAAGAAGAGAAUUAAAGUGAAUUGUGUUUUACACAUUUCAUAGUCUUUGAAUUUGUAGCAUAGAAGAAAAAAAAACUCCAAAAUGAAUGGCCAUGUGGAGAAUAUCUAAUCUAGGUUCUGUUGUUCCCUAGAGCUUGUUCUUCUGGAACCUGGGUUCCCCCAGCAGAUCCACUGUUGGGGAACAUUUCUGUUGUGCAACAUGUUUUGUUUCUGACCACACUGACCCUGUUUGUUGCACAAGUAACAGGGCGUGUGUGUCUUCAAAAGUGUGCCCGGAGCAUUUUUCCUUGUCGUCUUAAAAAUGCUUUACUGAGUUUUAUGUUUUUAUUACCAUUAUUUUUAGUCUUCCUCAAAACUGUACUGGUUUAAUAGUUGACUAUCAUGGAUUAUAUAACAAGGCGGUCCUCAUUCCAACUUCAGCCUAACUGAGUAUAUAGUGUACCUGUAUGAACAGAUAAUCCAAUAAUGAUGUCUGAUAUAUUCACACAGACAAUAUCAAGAUCGGCUAACAUUAGACAAUGGUCUAAGUCUCUUUUCUUGAACACUGCUGGUAUGAUUUAAAAACAGCUGAUAUUUAUCAAGCAUGUUCCCUUUGUGGUCUGGUCACUUGUCUGUCCCUCCUUGAACUGUCUUGGUCACUGCUACUAUGCCUGCUGGUCCAGCCUCUAUGUGCUGUAUCAUAGGGGAACCCAGGCUCAAUCUAUACUGAGGCUACGAGUCUCCCAACAACACAGACUGUAUCAAGCUGUUGUAGUAAAGAUCCUUCCUGAACCCUGCAUGUCUUCUCCUGGUCACAGAGCUUGUUGUGCCCAUGUCAUUCCAUUAACUGUAUUGCUGCUGUUGAAUGAUU